AUGUCCAGCCAAGAAGCACUAGCCGGUAGAGGGCUACAACUUGGCCAGGUCGGCUUCCAGAAGCGAUUCCACCAAGAAAUCUUUGCGCUGGAGUGGGAGCACUCCAAGGAUUUAGAGGCGCUGUACGAGCGGCAUCAGGAAAACCGGGAUGAGACUGCAAAGGUUUGCAAAGCCUUGCAUACCUCGCAGACCUCCAAGCCUGCAUCAGCACUUCUGCAUCUGUCCUGA
Gloeophyllum trabeum ATCC 11539 is the source of this 228-nucleotide messenger RNA. RefSeq lists its product as uncharacterized. Bases 1 to 228 code for a protein of 75 amino acids. The transcript has 2 exons. The record is from RefSeq and is a predicted model, not a curated record. NCBI's taxonomy places the organism in Eukaryota, Fungi, Basidiomycota, Agaricomycetes, Gloeophyllales, Gloeophyllaceae.